Molecule: messenger RNA, 33096 nt
Organism: Podarcis lilfordi (Lilford's wall lizard)
Lineage: Eukaryota; Metazoa; Chordata; Lepidosauria; Squamata; Lacertidae
Source: the annotation of a GenBank genome assembly
CCAUACUUCUAUUUUUGAACUAGCUCAGAGAACUUGUUCAAGCCUGUCUGUCCUAGGCUGCUUUUCCACAGUGGACUGCAAAUGGGAAACGCAAAUUGAGCAGGUAAGUGUGCCAGAGGAUUGCACCUCAAAUCUUGCAACUGAACCUGUUGGGGAGGACAACCUGGAUUUACCAGAAUACAAAAAAAUACUAAGACAACACAUUUAAAAAUCAGAAAUUCUAGUUCUUUAAUUGAAAACUCCUGAACUAAAGUCAAUGAUAUUAGGCCCCAAACCUGGAAAGUGCAAGUUCCAUAACAGCUAGUUGAGAGUUAAUUCCUAUACCAUGAAAUGCUCAGAUUCUAAAUCAAGCAGCGUUAUAAUUCAACUUACCUUUGAAAUGGCUCUGUAUGUUUCCUGGUAUGUGUCUGCCUCAAAAGGAGGCUUUCCUACUAGGAAUUCGUAACACAAGACACCAAGGCUCCAUAGAUCAACUUUUUCAUCAUGUGUUCUCCCUUCAAUCAUUUCAGGUGGUAAGUAGUCAAGGGUACCACACAAAGUCGACCUCCUAGAAAACAAAAAUGAUGCACAGACUAACAACUGAAGGUUGUCACACACAACUAUUAAGAUAUUUCCCCACGCACUCAUCUAGAUCUGCAUUCAUGAUUUAACACUUUGUAAAGCACUUUGUCCAUGAAUAGUAGUAUAUAGUAUACUGGAGGAAGGCAUGGCUGAUGGUCAACCUGAAGAAGAGCAUCCCUUCUAGGCAUGCUUGAUACCCUUGUAAUCUAAUCAACACUUGCUUGAUACCCUUGUAAUCUAAGUAACAUUCUCAACUAACAGUAGUUUCCCUAAACUCAAUUCUUAUAAUCAGAGACUAAUGCUAAGUUAUUUUCACAAAGCUUACUGCCUACAGAAACAAAACAAUUUCCUCUUAGCCAAGUUCUGAUUCUGUUGUCUGUCUCCAUAGUACCAAGCUUCUUCAGCUCUCAGAAACGCAGGUCAGUAAAGCAUGAGACUCAGAUUAAUCUCAGGAUUGUGGAUUUGAGCCCCACAUUGGGCGAAAGAUUCCUGCAUUGUAGUGGGUAGGUCUAGAUUAUCCUCUGGUCCCUUCCAGCUCUAUGAUUCGCUUACCUAGAGGAUGGAGCAUGCACAGACCAUCCAAAGUCAGCAAUCUUUAGCUCUCCAUUUGAUCCCAGCAGCAAGUUUUCAGGCUUUAUGUCUCUAUGAAUUACUCUUUUCGAGUGGCAAUAUGAUAACGCAUCUGCCAGUUCAGUGAUAUACUGUAGAACAAAAAUGAAGAUUACAAAUAUAAGGAGUUCAAUCUAAGCAUUGUUCAAGCUAUGCAAAUGCCUAAAAUGCAUGGGUAAAAUGGUAGAAAAUGUUUCUCAGUGUAUCAAUAACAUGCUGCAUCACUGAUGCAAACAAAUCCUUAAUAUGGGACAAAAACCUUUAGACACACCUAAUUCAAGACUCUCUUUCCCACAGCCAAGUACAAAGAACUCAAAACAUUAGACACCAAGCUGGAUUAGUAUAGCUCUCAACAUAGCUUCUUCUUCAUAAGAAGCUACUUUUAAUACCGUAUUGGCCCAAAUAUAAGUCACACCUUUAAAAUUAGAGGGAGGGGGAGAGAAAAAAAUACCCUAAUAUAAGCCGCUCUAUUCCUCACUGCUCCUGGCCUUUCCCCUUCCUUGCUCUCUCCCUUCCCCGGCCUUGGGGGAGAGGAUGGGGGACUAUGCACAGGGCGGGUUGUGAAUAUAAGCAGCACUAACUUUUCACAAUCGGAAUUUGGGGGAAAAGUGACGCUUAUAUUCAGGCCACUACAAUAAUAGACACUCCUACCCCAACCAAUCUUGCCCCAAUUCCAUAGGCUUCAUCUGCAUGCACACCAAGCACUGUCCUGUAUCAUGCAAUCCGCCAUGUAGCCUUGCCAAAGACUGACACAUAUAAAUGUCCUAUUUAUUCCAGUGAAAUCCCUCCUGUCCUAUUUUGGGAUAUUCUUUACUGGAAAAGCCAACCUAGCAGUUCGAAAACACGCCCAAAAGAUAAAUAGGUACUGCUCUGGCGGGAAGGUAAAUGGUGUUUCCGUGCUCUGCUCUAGUUUCGGUGUUCCGUUGUGCCAGAAGUGGCUUAAUCCUGCUGGCCACAUGACCCAGAAAAACUGUCUGUGGACAAACGCCGGCUCCCCCAGCCUGUAAAGCGAAUGAGCGCCGCAACCCCAGAGUCGUCUGCGACUGGACUUAACUGUCAAGGGUCCUUUACCUUUUUUACUGGAAAAGCUAUGAACUUCUCAACUCCACAAAACUGAGGAAACAUACCUUACUCUACCCAUUUAUACUGAUAUUGUUUCCCACUUUUGGACUAGCGAAACAAAGCUGUUUAGUAUAACCCUGGCUCAAGUCAGUGAAAGAAGAAUCUACCCUUUCAUGCCCUUCUCUAAGGAAGAGUUUGGUCCUAAAAUUGCAGUUUUAGCUUCAAAUGUGGUCACAUACACAGUUCUGAAAAAAAUAUCCUCACAAGGUCAACAUACAUUAGCAGUCCGUUCCUCAUCAAAUUUAGUAAGCCUUUGGAGUUCUUUGUACACUUCUCCACGUGGUGCAUGUUCCAGGAUUAGGUAGACUCUUGUUGCAUCAUGGAAGUAGCCAUAAAGUCGGAGAAUAUUUGGAUGCCUACAAGUAAGUAUAUGCAUCUUUAAUAAUGAUGGCUUCAUUUGUAAAUGAUGUGCACAUAAUUCUCCAUGCCUCCCUCAAUCUCCUACAAUUUGCUAAAUAAAUAAAAGUAUCAUUUGAGAAAUUCUGUAACCACCACCAAGUUAGUUAGAGCCACUGUGGCUAGGAGUGUUCUUUACCAGCUUUGUCUGGUUUGCCAGCUAUGGUCAUUCUUUGAUGAGGAUAGUCUGAUCAGUGUCGCCCAAGUGUUAGUAACUUUAAUGCUGGAUUACUGCAGUGUACUCUAUGUGGGGCUGCACAUAGAAUGUGACACCCAGAUUGCAAAUGGGGGCACGCUGCAAAUAAAAUGUGAUACCAUUUUAUAAAACAUCUACACUGGGCGCCUAUCUGCUGAGCUUGGCUCAAUGUCCUUUUAUUUACACAAACCUGAAGAACUUAUAUUCAGGAUACCUUAGGGGCUGCCUAAAUCAGAGUUUGAUCACUGGGAGCAAUGACAGGAGUGUCUUUGGUCAUUCCCCGAGUAGGAUAAAGUUCAUUUGACAUCAGCAUGAAAUAGACCCUUUAGUGUCAUCAGCCUAAUCCUAUGCAAAAUUCUGCCAAUAGAGAUUCAGCAGGCACCUGUUUCAAACUUUUAACACCUGCUUAAAACUUUUCUGUGCUGCCAGGCAUAUGCAUGCAAUUAAGAAAACAUCUUUUCAUAAGUUCAUAGAAUCAUAGAGUUGGAAGAGACCACAAGGGCCAUCGAGUCCAACCCCCUGCCAAGCAGGAAACACCAUCAGAGCACUCCUGACAUAUGGUUGUCAAGCCUCUGCUUAAAGACCUCCAAAGAAGGAGAUUCCACCACACUCCUUGGCAGCAAAUUCCACUGUCGAACAGCUCUUACUGUCAGGAAAUUCUUCCUAAUGUUUAGGUGGAAUCUUCUUUCUUGUAGUUUGGAUCCAUUGCUCCGUGUCCGCUUCUCUGGAGCAGCAGAAAACAACCUUUCUCCCUCCUCUAUGUGACAUCCUUUUAUAUAUUUGAACAUGGCUAUCAUAUCACCCCUUAACCUCCUCUUCUCCAGGCUAAACAUGCCCAGCUCCCUUAGCCAUUCCUCAUAAGGCAUCGUUUCCAGGCCUUUGACCAUUUUGGUUGCCCUCCUCUAGACAACUCCUCUGGAGUUGAUUGCCUCUAAAUUUCUACUUGCUUUUAUUAUAUAUUCUUGUAAGCUGGAUUGAUUUUUAUGAUAUAGCAUUGUGUGUAUGUGUGUGUAUAUAUAUGUGUGUGUGUGUACACACACAAACACAAAUGUGGAAUGCUUCUAAAAAUAAAAACCUGCUUAAGAUAGCAAACAUAGAAACCCAUUCAAAACAGCCAUUUAAAAUCAAUCUUACCGAAGAUGAGACUGUAUUUCUACUUCUCGCCGCAGUUGAUGUUCAACACCUGCUUUUUCCAGCUGUGUUUUAAAUAAGACCUUCAGCGCCAAGAUGAAUUUGCUUUCCUUUUCACGAGCCAGAUAUACAUUUCCAAAUUUUCCUUUUCCCAGAGGACGACCAAUUUCAAAGUCAUCAAGAGACCACUGUUUUCUAGAAAAUAAAGCUAUUAUUUAGGUUGUCGCAAGGUAAUACAGCUGCCUCUCUGAAGUGAGAAGUUACUUUCAUGCAUAUGGUCCUGUCCCAAAUUAGUAAACUUGCUGGCAAUUACAAGGCAUUCAGUAACAUAACAUGCAAAAGUUUGUUUUGUGACUUCCGGGUUGGCGCCUCUGGCAAUGGCGGAUUUCCUCCGAUCGGGAGGAAUCCGCUCCGUGGAAAACAGGGUCUGAACUGCCACGGCGAGGCGGAGACCCAUUAAAAACCACAGGCGGGAGAAGCCUGUGGACGUGGGAUUCGGCUGGCACCUUUGCGCCCCCCCCUACUCGCGGGGAAACCCGGUUUCGGGGAUCCAGAGCGACGUGGGGUGAGUGGCGCGGUGCUUUGAAUCGACUGCUUCUUUCACGGAGUGAAGCCGCAUUGCUGUUUGGAGAGUGCUGACUUUUUCCUGUGGACAAUUGGAUUUUAAACAACUGCCCGUGAGUCGAACGGAAAAUUGGAUUAAGAAACUUUUUUUAAUUUGGCACUGAAGCGGGAAGGUCUAAACAGGAAGUCCGCCUUCCGCUUUUGUAGAUAGAUUUAAGCAAAGACACGGCAAGCUAGAGUUUAGAAAGUCGUCUGUAAAGGAUCAAAUUUUCAUCAUUUAAAAUUACUGAACCCCCCUUGGAAGCAGGAGAAGAGGGGGAAACCUUUUUUAGACUGUUUAAACCUGCAGAAGAGUGAAGAAAAGCAAUUUUCCACCGUCUUGAACCUGGGAGCGGGGUGUCAGGACAGACGUUCUUGGGAAGUUCAUUGACUAUGGACAAACGUUUUUGACAGAUAGUUAAAAGAAGAGAAACAUUGAUUCCAUUGUUCCCCUUCGCAUUUAAAAGGAACAAAAUAUUGACAAAAUAUCCAAAAAAGGAAACUUUGUUGCUAGAUCUGCUUUAAAAAAAAAAGAAGAGAUGGAUAAAAAUAGAAAUUGUUUCCCCUAGAGGGAGCUUGUGAAACUGUUAUUAAAACCGAACUGGGGAGCUUUGCAGCUGCAAUAGAUUAAGAUCGUGGGACCAGACUUUGACCUUGAACAAGAAUGUACUCGGAGGCUCUGGUGCUUGCCUUUUGCAAGACAAGUGCUUUAUUGGAACAGUUACAUGAAAAGAUGGAUUUGAUGACUGUUGCGAUCGGAAAUUUUGGACAGGCAGUGGGUACCUAUAUAGAACCCACUCAGGAAUUAAUCCAGGAAUGUGCUUUGACAGAUCAGAUGAGGGAGGAGGUUGUUGCUGGACCUCGGGAGGCAGAGAUGGAGGGAACUGUGGCCCAGCAGGAAUAUGAGUUGUUGGAUUCGACGAACGAACCUGGAAAAAGUCAGAUUUGGAGAGAUGGAGUCCAGUUUGGUUUGGAGAUGGGGGGCUGGAUUUUACGUGAUAAGAGAUUUGCCAAAAGCUGCAAAAAGAAGUAAUCAUGAAUAACAACAACAGAUUUGUUUUUCAUCUUCCUACAAAAAAAUAAUGUAUGGAAGUAAAUUAAGUAUACAACUUACUUUUUGGUCUCACUGUUUGAAUUUGACACCCCUUUUGCCUCUUUCUUCUGAUUUGAUACACCUGGUUCAGCUUUUUUUCCUGCAUGUAGAAAAGUUCAAUACACUCAGACUUUAUGAAGUGACACUACUCUCUAGCAAUUUGUGUUUUAAAAUGUCCUCCUCAGAAGGUAAACUUCGUGCUUUAUAUCCAGCACACAAAAUAAACUAUCUUCACCUGAAAACCAUGCAGACCAAUCAAUAUUCUGAAUAUAAGCAGCUUGGGUAGCAAUCUUACUUACUUGCCACAUAUGUACCCCCCCCCCCCGGAAGCUAGUGAAGCUCACACAAAAGCUCCUAGCUCAAGACCAGUAAGUGGCUUUUGGACUGUUUCCAAGUCCUCCCACCUGCAAUACAAAUGACUGCAGAUGCUUUCUGUAGAGUGUAUCUAGGUCAUUUACACCACUAAGUAACACUCCAUGCCACCAUCUCAAUGAAUUGGAGCCUAAGCUUCUACUGGGAAUUACCCCAAGGCAGGGCCGUCUUUACCUAGGGGUGCAAGGGGUGCUGCUAUGCAGCAGCAAAGUCAGUGGCACCUUUGACAUGACUGAUCUUGCGCCAGCAGGCAGGCGGCGUGAGAUUAGUCGUGUCAAAGGUGCCACUGACCACGAGGAAUCUCAACUCAAGCCAUCCAAGCUUGCUCUGCUUAAAACCUUCCAAGGGAAAGAGUCAGGAGUGCCCACCACCUCCCGUUUCCUGCGGGAAACUCUGCUUGCUUGAUCUGUGUCUCCCUCCCAAGCCAUGAUCAGCCUGGACAAGGAAGAGCCCAAGUUCGAUUUCAAUUUCCUCUUCAAGUUUAACCAGAGCGAUGAGGGUGCCAGCAGCAAAGGUGGGUGGUGAGUCAACGCUGUCUGGCUUCCCGGGAUUUAAGGUGCGGUGUGUGAGAGAGAAGAGGUUAGUUUAUUUCCAGCACGUUAAAUAUAGUGAUUCUUCUGGGACGGAGGAAGAAGGGUCUUCACCAGAGGCAGAGCCGAGGUAUGGAAGAAAGGAGCCAUCCGGAGGCACCUCCUGUGGCUGCAAUGCAAGCAUCUGUCUCCCUUCUUUCGCCUAAGGGACGGGUCAGUUUGGGGGCUAAACUAAAUUUGGGGGCUCUGGGCAGAUCUUUGCACCCCAGCAGCGCAUAUGCUAAAGACAGCCCUGCCCCAAGAGCAGGUUCCUAUUUGCAUUACACUCCAGCUAUUGAACACCAGGAGACAUUCAAAAAUGUCUUGCUUCUCUCUGGAGCCAUUUGGGUCCCUUGAAAACCUGCUCUGGAAUGUUAAGGAUCAUGCUAUGAAUUGGCCUUCCCUGGAUUAAUUAUACAAGUGAAAGGGUUGUUUUGCAUGAGACAUCCACAUAUUAGCUGCCAGCUGGGCAUUCUAGGAACUGAGAAGAGGGCCCCAGUGCAAAAUGUAAUACAGGCAACCCUCGUUUUGGACAACUGUUCUGUUCUGGGUCAUAGUGCAUGCCGGCAGAGGGCACAUAAGCCUACCCCACCCCCAUCACCCCCUCUUCCAGAUUUGAAAACGGCCUGCAUGUACACAAAACAGGAGUUGCCUGUACAUAUUACAACUGAAUUCUUGUUUCCUAUCAGAGACCUAAUUUUCUGAGCCUAAUUCAAGGUACUUGCCUUGAUAUUAAUGCUAUACAUGAUUUGGGUCCCAAUAACUUCAAGAGCAUCUAUGUGCCAAUUAGGACAUGACAAUUUGCAAAAGAAGCUCAUCUUAUAUGGUGCCAUUGCCUUUGGAAAUGCGGGGAGCUGAUGGUCUAUAGAGGUGCAUCAAGCAAUAUCUCUUUACAGAUUUAUGUGCACACUGAAGGCUUACCCCUUUUUGACCUUUGACAGUUGAAGUACCAUCUGGUUUGUUAUGUAUAUAUGGCAUAUCAUUUUGGGGUGGGACUGUUUUAUUGCAUUAUAUUAUCUUUAAAUGUAACCCACCUUGGGACCUUAAGGUGAAAGGCAGGUAACAAAUAUUAAUCAGCAUCUCAGUAUCAUCCAUGAACAAAAGGAACCCUUCUGUUCAGAUACCUUGUUAGCAUCCAAGCCCAAGUUGCUACUCAGGUCAUUAUGCAAAGUUUUUUUUCCUGCAGUAAUUUGGUUUCUCUUAUGAAUUUCUAAGGCCCUAAGCCACCAAGCAACUUCUUGACUUUGUAACCAUUUUAGUAUGAAGUUUAUACAGAAUAGCAACCAACACAUUUGUUACAGAGGUGGACACAUUUGAACAGCACUAUUUACCAGAAACAGAGGGCUGCCGAGACGUUUCAGUGGCUUUACUUGGACCUAGACUCCUAGAUGUUGGUUGAACAAGAAGUGUUGGUUGAUGCUGAGUUAACUGUUUGGGACGUUUUGCACUGGCAACAGUAGGUUUCUGUGCCUGAGGCUGAAUAGGCACCCGCUGAGCAACAUUUAAAGGAGUCAGAACACGCUGCUGUUGGACUUCAAUUCCAGGUGUCUGGUUCUGGGUCACAGGAACCCGUCUUGCACCAUCCACAAUAGCUGCCUGAUUUUUAAAAAACAACAACAGUAAAUAUCACGCAUAGCAAGCUAAGAGAUAUUGCAUCCUAGUUUGUCUGAACUGACCAAUGAGAAAAAACCAUAGCUUCCCAAGGUGGAAUCUAAACACAUAAAAACGCUGUGAAAAUGCUUUUUUUUUUAAGUUUUGAAAAAUACAUUGAAUUUGGCAUAGCUCACUCUCAUCAUCUAGUGUCACAUUUGUAUACUGCACUUUACAACACAUUUAAAACAUUUCAUUUGCAGCUACAGAGUCCCAAGUUUGGACAUAACAGAAAACCGCAUUUAUGCAAGCAUUCAUCUAGACUUGCCCUUUAAUAGAUGGGGAACAUUACUCCACAUGUUAAUUAUUCACUCCAGCACUAUCAAAUAUCAGUUUUGGUCACAUACAGAAAUAAUCCAGUAAGAACUGUAGCUCUGAUUAACAUAGCCAAGAUUUACCGUAUUUUUCGCCCCAUAGGACGCACCUAGGUUUUUUUUUGGGGGGGGGGGAAUAAAGAAAAAAAAAUAUUUCCCCCCCAGGCACGGGGCUGGCAUGGGGGAAGCCCGAGCUUCCCCCGACCCCAGAACAGCCUGCUAUCCGCAAGCCUAGGGAGCCGCGCCGGUCUCCCCAGGCUUGCGGACAGCUGGGCGAAGCCCGGGCACGCUGAAGAGGCUUCGAAAUGCAGGCAGCUCUGCGCAACCCUCCGGAGGGUCGCGCAGAGCUGUGCCGAGCCCGGGAGCGCAGGCAGCUCUGCGCAACCUUCUGGAGGCCAGCACGGCUUGGCGCCGGGCUCCGGAGUGUCGCGCAGAGCUGUGCGGAGCCCGGGAGAGCAGGCAGCUCUGCGCAACCUUCUGGAGGCCAGCACGGCUUGGCGCCAGGCUCCGGAGGGUUGUGCACAGCUUCCUGAAGCCUGGAUAGCGAGAGCCUCUCACUCUCCAGGCUUCAGUGAAAGCCUGUAUUCGCCCCAUAGGACGCACCCACAUUUCCCCUUCAUUUUUGGAGGGGGAAAAGUGCGUCCUAUAGGGCGAAAAAUACGGUACUAUGCUCAGUAUCUGAAGAUCACUUUACCUUGCCAUUAUGAGCUGAAUUAGAAUUCAGAUUCUCUUUACAAGCUUUGUCCAUUAUUGCCUGGAGAAAAUGAAAUUCAGUUAUUCAACUUGUGUAAAACAGGAAAUUCAAGUUAUUUAAAGCUCUCACUUCUAUAAUCUAUAAUCCAAUGAUUCUAAAACCAGUGAGCUUGACAUAUUUGAUAAAAUAUACAAUUCUAUGCCUGUCAAAGCAGUGAGGCCCCCAAAACAUUAAUCCCACUUCUUGAUAAUAUUUAGGCAGCUUAAUAGAAGCAAAUAAGGACACACUAGAAUUCCCUGAUGCAGCUCAUACUACCCGAUAUUUGGAAAUGCCUGAAGAUUUUAUCACUGCCCAGAAGGCUUUUCGGUUUUAAGAUCUGAAGGAGUAAACAAGCUAUGGUAUACUGAUAAACUUGAUUUGGAAGAAGUUCUCAAUGCUUUCCACAGAGGUGAAUUAUUGGCUAUUACAAUAUGCAGGUUGUCCCAGAGGGUGAAGCCCAAGUAGGUAAAUGAGUCAAAGUGUAGCUGUUUUGUUUCUGCUUAUCCAGCAGAAAUGAUGGGGUUGUGUUUUAUGGAUGUGAGAAAGGAAGAAAAUAACUUUAUUGAAAUACAGCGGUACCUCUGGUUGCGAACGGGAUCCGUUCCGGAGGCCCGUUUGCAACAUGAAAAGAACACAACCCGCCGUGGUGCGUCUGUGCAUGCACGGGUUCUGAUUCGCCGCUUCUGCGCAUGUCAUUUUGCGUAUCUGCGCAUGCGGCAAAACCCGGAAGUAACCCUUUCUGGUACUUCCAGGUCACCGCGGGACACAACCUGAAGAAAUGUAACAUGAGGUAUGACUGUAAUGCAAACACUAAUAAACUAUAAAUAGUAAAUAAAACUGGGUUAUCCCCACAACUGGAAGGAUCUCUGCCUACUAGGACUAUAUAUGCAUGUAUCUUGAGAGUGAAGUGCAGCUUUGCUUUUUCCUAGGAGUAGGGCAAGUUGAAAAAUGUGCUCAAACAUUUGGAAAACCUACAGCUUUAUGGCAGUCCUUGGGCCUCUUUACAUAGUGUUACCCCCAUACAUUUUAUAAGCCCCUUUAUUCUUUAACUCUUCAAAACUACCUCACAACCCAUGCCACACAACCUUGUUUCUUUGUUCUGAUGAAACUCAACCUUGUAACAUGUAACAAAUAAAAUUUGAAGAUUACAGUUGAUCCUUGGGGUACCUCCAAACCAGUGCUUUUUUUUUCAGGGGGUACUUGUGGGUAUGCAAUACCAGCACCUCUUUUUCUAGGGAAAAAAGCACUGCUUCAAACUAUGGUUUUUUAAGUACAUUGCACCCCACCCCCAAAAAAACCUGGGAGCUGCAGUUUACAUCUCCCAGAGCUACAAUUCCCAGCACCCUUAACAAACCAGUUCCCAGGAAACUUGGGGAAGGGAAAAAGAUGUGCUUUCAGUGUUUUUACGGUGCAUGCAACCAAGCACUGAGGCCUCCUCAAUUGGGAUCAGACAGCCUAACUACUAUGCGACACUCCCUCUCAUUCUACGCAGAGAAAACGGGGCUUUCUAGACGUUUCCUUCAUGCUGGGCACCUAUCCCACCCCAGAGCCAUUUAUGAGCUCACAAUUUUUACCAGAAGCGCUACGGCUCCCUGGGAUGCGCCUUCCGCCUUUACUCACGAGUGCCACAGCUCAAGGUCGUAACCACUUUCCUUAACGACACCCCGAAACCAGACGCAGGCAGGCCGAAUACCUCACGAUUCCUGCGCACUCCAGAGGCCUCGGCCGCCUACCCUCCGCGUUCCUCCAACAGUCUCCGAAGCUAUUUGAAUUCAAACCUUCGCCCGCCCACUCAGCAACGCUCUUUAAACCGCCGCCGCGCUCCUAUUGGCGGAGCUCCCCCUGUUGUCGACGAGGCUACCGCUCGCUGAUUCGUUGGUCUCCGCAACCACCGCUCUGCCCAUUCGCGGGCUUCUAACUGUCGCCUUUGAGGGAGAGCCGCUGUCCUCGCGGCUUGCGAUCAUUUGCCCAUGUGCAGAGGAAGGGACACUGAGCGGGGCGGGGUUUCGCAAGGCUGCUCUUCUCCUGUCGGUGUCUGUUGUUGUGAUCCGUGAACAAGAGAGAGAGAGAGCGCUUGGCUAAGCAGGAUACGCUCUCAGCGUAGUGCGCGAUACGCUGGUUGCGUAAACCCGUAGCACAGGGCCCAUUGCUCUUUUCCCUUUCGCAAGUGGCGCAUCGCCUCACGGCGCAGCCCUUACGAUGGCGACGGCAAAAAUCUCGUAUCCGCUGCCUCAUUAUAGUGUGACGGACUCAGACUAAGACUGAGAGUUGGGUCUAUUCCUGCCCCCAGUCUCUACACUUUGGGGCCGAAGCCCCCACUUUGAAAGACUUGAGUGAGGCGGCUCCUGUGAGGGCAGCUGCCAACACUGCAGGGCUGGUUUUUUGUGUGACAAUGAAACUGGCUUGAAUGUCAAGAGGGAAACUGAUCGUGGUCAGAUGCCACGACAUAUUUUCAGGGGGAAACGUGACAGGCCAGCAGAAGCGUGGCUCUGCACCUUGGCUGCGAAGGGGGAAAAACAGACAGUGCCAUUUUGCAUGAGGGGUGACUCUCCCUAAAACCAAGAGUUCCCCACGCCAAAUUUGAAAGCGUGUGAAUGGCCAUUCUGAAAUGAGCUAGCUUGCUGCAAACUGUCAGGAGCAGCGGGACUGCCCAGCCAAAGAGGGCCAACAGCCCUCUGGUCCACUGGGGACGUCCAGUAAGUGGUAGCAUUUGCCCACAAAGAAUGCACAGGUCAGAUUCACAGCAAUAGAUGCUGAACGGUUGUUUUCUUCUAGGUGGAGGCCAUCAGAUUGUUUUUAAAACUUAUGAGCGCAACAGGAAUAGGCGGCACUGGGUGGGUAAAGACCAAUGAUUUUGGUAUUCUUAGUUUUUCAGUCUGUGACAUCAAAAAAGCGUUUGUCUGAAGACAACUUUGACCACAUUUUAUCAGAGCCGUGGUGGUCUGUCAGUUCAGAUAUCAGGCUACUAAGUCAAAAUAGAGCAACUUUCCAUGGGAUGGACUUUCUGUUGACAAAUGUGAAACAGCAUUGCACCAGACUAGAUUCCCCAUAAUGCUCAGUUCUGUAUGAUGGACAUUGUGCCUCUCAAGCAGUCAGCCGUUGACAGAUGUGAGUGUGGAUUUGAGGAGAAGCCCACUCCUCUGUCCAUCUCUUUUGAAAAGCUACCAUGACAGGAUUCGAGACUGACCUUUGGGAACCAGGGCAGACAUCAGAUUAAUGUGUGCUUCUCAGGUUGAAGGUCAUCUGCAUAUAACUUAAUUCUUGAGGACGAGUGAGAGGAUUGAAGAGGUAGUGUGAAGGAUAUACAGUUGUAAGAAAAAAUGACAAGUCGUCGUAUCACGCCACCAUGUGAUAGGCGGCAGUUUCCAUGGGGCAUGAGUAACAUGGGCUUGCCUACCAAUGAACCACGACCAAUGCGACUGUCAUUUCUUGAAGCUGAUGUGAGUAGAAUUGUUCAAUAAGAUUGGGGGCAUGAGGUAUUUGGGCCUGUUGCAAUGUAGACUGUCAAAGCAAACAUGCCCAAGGUCAUUCUUCCUAUCUUUUGUCACUGAACAGUGCCCAUUUACUUAUGCACCACUUGUCUAAGGUUGCAAUCCACUGUACACUUAUUUGGGAAUAAACUCCCUUGAACUCAGUGGGACACCCUGAGUAAACAUGCAACGGAUCAGGCUGCACCAUUGCAACUCUACUCAUUUUUAAAAUAAGUCCUAUUAAACUCAAGUGGGGUUUACCUCUGGGUUUGAUGUGCUUUCAAACUGCUAGGUUGGCAGGAGCAGGGACCGAGCAACGGGACCUCACCCCAUCGUGGGGAUUCGAACUGCCAACGUUCUGAUUGGCAAGUCCUAGGCUCUCUGGUUUAACCCACAGCACCACCCGUGGAGCUUAGAUCUGAGUAAAUGCACAGCAGUGUACUGGAAGUGACAACAGAAUUAUGAAUCAGGCUUAGCAGAAUAUACUGUCCCUAGAAUUAAAUCCUAGCUCGUUUGUGAAUGAAAUAUCUACCACACUGCUCAUUUUAAAAUAUAGUGAUUAUGGGCAUAGCCAGGAAUUUUGUUAGGGGGGCAGGCUUUUGUUAGGAGGGGCAGAACCUCAGGUUUGUAUUGAUGUUUAUUGAUGGGGGGGCACCUGCCCCUCUCUAGGCUACACCCAUGAUACUGAUCCAUGUAAAUUGGAUUUUCAGCUAAGUAUCCUUUUUUGUGUGUGGCAAGGCUCCUGUGCCUCGACCGUUUUAUAGUAGCCAAAAAUUUAAGAACACUGUACUGUAAAACAUUUGCCCCCAAGAGGGAACUACAGUGAUAGAGAAAACUUGGCAUGCCAAAUUCCUUCCCGCUAUCCAUCUUCACGUCGCAUUUCGAAAAGACGUAGCUUUACUGGUGGCGCAUGCGCACACGUGACCCUUGCUUGCGCUCCUUUUCUCCUCCCAGCUGCGGCUUCAAUCGAUGUGCGGAGGUUCGAUGCAGCAGCCUGUUCGACGCAGCGGCCCUCGGUCCAGGUUGCUGCCGGCCCCUCCGCAGGCUCCGCUCCCGCUGCCUUUGCCGCCGCAGUCGCCCGCCGACGUCGUCGGGCCCCCGGCAGCCAUUUUGAGCGCAGAUCGACCCAGGCCGAAAGACGGGCUGGUAAGAAUCAAGUCUCGCUUUCCGGGCCCGGAGGUUUCGCCAGCUCUUCGCCUUGGCCGUUUCUUGCACGUGGAGAACGCCAGGUUACCCGCCGCUUUCCCUUUAAUGGAAGAGCCGCCCAGCCCCGCAGCCUUUGUCACGAUAGGCUCGGUGUUGUGGGAGGUGGGAAAUACGGAUUUCGGCGCGGGCGAAAGAGCGGCCGGGGAAAAGGCUGCAGGAGGGAUCUACCAAAACCCUCGGCAAUUUUCAGGUGGCCCGUGGGAGAAAAAUUGUGGGAACUAUUAGGUUAUAUUACUUAAUAUAAUUUUGUCCUUGGUUGCUUUAUUUAUUUCUGCUGUGAAAGCAACCUUAGGCAUUUUACUAAAAAAAGAAGUAGGUUACAAAUGCUUUCAAAAAUAGAAUUAAACAUAAAUGCCUUAUUCCUGUACAUGUAUGUAGUUAUUUUUUCCUUCGUUUCAGACUUCUGCAAGACAGCCCUUACUCACAAUGUAUAGACCAAAAGUAAGCCUGAAAGACAGGCAACAACUUUACAGACUCAUUAUUAGUCAGUUGCUUUAUGAUGGAUAUAUCAACAUUGCUAACGGUCUGAUAAAUGAGGUAAAACCACAGUCUGUAUGUGCACCCUCUGAACAACUAUUGCAUCUUAUUAAAGUGGGUAAGUUGUGAUGAGAAACAAAUUUAAUAUGCUGUGUUUAAGGUCAGGUGUGCACUAUGAGUUCUGUUAAGACUUGUUUUAGAUGGCAUGUCAAAACAUCAGUAAUCAAAAUACUUCUUUUGUCUCUGUAUAUUUAAGCCAUUAAUGUUAUCUGCAGUCACUUAAGUCUUCUAAAACGAUAGUUAGCAAAUAGCACUGAUAGUUGUCCAAGAUCAGUACUUACUAGAGAAAUAUGUAAAAUGAGCCAUUAUAUUCUGUGAUCCUGCUUGGAAUAGGAUGUAAAGCAGCAAAGACAUGUACAUGAUGGCUCUGUUGCAGCUAUUUGUGUAUAAACAAGGUCAGCUUCCCUAUCUUUCCAGUGAAUUUGCAACCAAGCUACACCUUAGCUUCCCACCAAUCUGCUAUCUUUUCAUUUUACGCUUCGGAGUGAAGAUCAGUUGCUGCUCACCUACUUAUGUGGGUGCCAGGUACACUAAACUAGAGAGGCACAGUUGUGAAUAAUUGCAUUUCACCUUGUGGGUUUUUUAGGAAGACUUUUUUUUGCGCAUGUGAGCAUUUCAUAUAGAGUAAAAAUGGUUGUUAGCAGUAUGAAUUAUUGUGACAGUUUACUUUCCACAAAUUUUCUGAUGCUUUCUUAUGCUUCCUGUUAAGCUAUAAAAACCUUAAACAACACCCCAGUCCAAGAGUCUAUUCAGAAGCGUCAGCUUUUGUAGCUGGGGUCAGACAGGUCCCCACCCUUCUAGACCAGGUGGGAAAGGCCUAUAAGGCAGGGAACAGGUCUUAUAGGACUCACAUUCAAAAUACCAACGGAUUAGGUUUGAGAACUAUUGUAACAGGGUUUUUCCUGUUUAUAAAGUUUGGGGCUUCUUACUUUUGGAAAAUGAGCUUUUGUAAUUUCUUUUCUUCCAGGAAUGGAAAAUGAUGAUAGUGCAGUUCAGUAUGCAAUUGGGCGCUCUGAUACAGUAGCUCCUGGCACAGGGAUUGACUUGGAAUUUGAUGCAGAUGUGCAGACCAUGUCCCCAGAAGCUUCUGAAUAUGAGACCUGUUAUGUCACAUCGCACAAAGGACCAUGUCGUGUAGCUACAUACAGCAGAGAUGGACAGUUAAUAGCUACAGGAUCAGCUGAUGCUUCAAUCAAAAUACUUGAUACAGAGAGAAUGUUAGCAAAGAGUGCUAUGCCAAUUGAGGUAAAUGCUCAAAUAGUAAUGAAUCAAUAAAUGUUUGCAUUUUCCUUUUUCAGCUUUAGGGUCCUCUGGGAAUUAUCUGCCAAAAGAAACUGGUCAUGCUUCUAUUUGUGGGGCUGUUUUCAGAGAGUAGCUUUGAAUGACAGCAUCUCAUCACUCUGCCAGUUAAGCUGUGGGGUGCCAGUGCUAUUUACUAGUCAUAUGAAGCUAUCUCCAAUGCUAUUUACUAGUCAUAUGAAGCUGUUGGGAGCAGUCUCAGUUGGGAGAAGCCUGGAUGCAGUCAUGGGCUGGAUGAGGAUCAAUAAACUGAGCCUCAUCUGAUAACACAAAAAGCCUGUGGGUGGAUGGUUCCUGAGUCCAGGAACUGGGUUGCUUGAAUUCGCUUUAAGGCACAGGUAUACAGAUACAGUGGUACCUCAGGUUAAGUACUUAAUUCGUUCCAGAGGUCCGUUUUUAACCUGAAACUGUACAGUGGUACCUCGGGUUACAUAUGCUGCAGGUUACAUACGCUGCAGGUUAUAGACUCCACUAAUCCAGAAAUAGUACCUCGGGUUAAGAACUUUGCUUCAGGAUGAGAACAGAAAUCAUGCUCCAGCGGCAGCAGGAGGCCCCAUUAGCUAAAGUGGUGCUUCAGGUUAAGAACGGACCUCCAGAACGAAUUAAGUACUUAACCCGAGGUACCACUGUACUGGAAUUAGAGGCCUAGGUAGGCAUAGAAAGCCUACUACCAACUUCAGUUGGUAUGUCAACUGCACCUUUUCCUAGACAAUGAUAGCCUGGCCACCAUGAUCCACACAUUGAUAACCUCAUAAUUAGAUUACUGUAAUGUGGUUUAUAUGGGUCUGCCUUUCAACUUUGUUCAGACGCUUCAGCUAGUGCAGAAUGCAGCAGCUAGGGUUCUGAGCGGGGUACCUAGCUUUGCACGUAUUAUACCUGUGUUUAAAGAACAGCAUCAGAAGAAAAUGAGGCAAUUUUUAUUAUUUCCCCCCUCUCCCUAUGGCCACCCACACCUCUCUCUCUCUCUCUCUCUCUCUCUCUCACACACACACACACACACACACACACACUUUGUAGGGUUUUGUGGAGUACAGGAAGCUGCAAGGGAAAGGGAAUUGGUGACUGAAUUUAGUGCUAGCAUAGCCAUGGACUUGCAAAGUUUGGACCAGUCCUGAUCUCUCAAGAGUUCCUUUUUUCAUUUGUAAGAUGGGCUGUUAAUGACCCACUAAAGAGAGUUAUUUGGACGUAUAAAAGAGAUUGUUUCACACUUUAAACAUCCUGCAUAACAGUUGUGAGAAGAUGCAGAUCCACUAUGUCCACUAUGAAGGGAACAGCAUCAGAUGUGCAAUAGACAGCAUUUGUGUCUUGAUGCCUGCAGCGAAAAUUCUAUGCUUACUGUGCUGUGUUUUGAAAUGUAUUCUUCAGGUCAUGAUGAAUGAAACAGCUCAGCAGAACAUGGAGAACCACCCUGUUAUUAGAACUCUCUAUGAUCACGUGGAUGAGGUGACAUGUUUAGCUUUCCAUCCAACAGAACAAAUCCUUGCCUCUGGUUCAAGGGAUUACACACUUAAAUUGUUUGACUACUCAAAGCCAUCUGCCAAAAGAGCCUUCAAAUAUAUCCAGGUUAGACACUUAAAUCAAAACUUUAUAAGGAAUAACAAAAAUAACCAGAAAAGCAUGACUUUUGAAGCCUUGUUGAUGUUAUUAAAUGGUGUGUACAAGUGUUCUUGGGAUUAAGACCAUCCUGGUAAAACAUACUUUGGAAAUUGCCAUUCAGACUCCUCCUAACUUUAAUUAAGGGGCCAAACUAGCUAUGAAAUGGUUUUCAUUCUUUCUUCCCCUGGCUUUUUAAAAACUGAAAAUCAGUAUCAGCUGUUGCAGUUGAGUGGCAGAACAGAGAAGUAGAAGACAGGACUGCUUAAUUCCCCCCUCCCCCCUUUCAAAUAACAUUUUAUAUGGGGAUAAUGUGUGUGAUUUUAAAUGUCGAAUGCCUGGGAAGGAUUUGUAUUCUGAAAGAUAGGAUGUAAAUAAUUGUAGCAAAUAAAUAAAAUUACCACCAACACCCAAAGUUGUUUUUAGGGGAGGGGGAAAUCCCCCUUGGGAAGGGCGAUAUAGCUAGAAAAUUCCCAGGGGAAUGUUUGACACCUCUGUCCACAUACUGACAAUCUCUCAAGAAGAAAUUAACAUGGAACACCAUGAUCAUCCAAUCUGCUAGAAUAGCGGGGAAAUGCAUGGGGUAGAUUACAAUAGAUCUGAAGUAGUUUGUGACUUCUUUAAGCAUAACUAAAUACUUCUCUUCCCUAACAGUAGCUUAGUUUUAGAGUAUGAUUCAGAGCAUGAAUCCAACUUACAGGAAAAUGAGAGUGGUCUCUGGGGAUCUACAAAGUAGGUGAUACUGAUCUUGAAAAGGUGUGACUCGGACACAACUCCCUUCAGAACCUUUUUCCUGUUAAUUAAUAAUCUCACCUCUUUUAUGAGGACCUGCUUUCUCAAACUUUGUUUAGAAAAAUCUGUUCUGCUGUGCCAUGAGUCCUGCCUGGCUUCUUUAAAUAGCAAUGUUGUUGUAUGCUUUAUACAGUAGCCAACACAAGUUUGGUGUUUAGGUGGAUCAGUGUACUGGGAAGAUGCCUUUUAAUGUUAACUGCCUAUUUUCCAACUAAACAGGAAGCAGAAAUGCUGCGUUCUAUCUCUUUCCAUCCUUCUGGAGACUUCAUUCUUGUCGGUACCCAGCAUCCUACCCUGCGACUGUAUGAUGUCAAUACUUUCCAGUGCUUUGUAUCUUGCAAUCCUCAAGAUCAGCACACUGAUGCCAUAUGCUCAGUUAAUUACAAUGCAAGUGCUAACAUGUAUGUAACGGGCAGCAAAGACGGAUGCAUCAAAUUGUGGGAUGGCGUUUCAAAUCGUUGUAUCACUACUUUUGAAAAAGCGCACGAUGGGGCUGAAGUCUGUUCUGCCAUUUUCUCCAAGAAUUCAAAGUAUAUUCUGUCUAGUGGAAAAGACUCUGUAGCUAAACUGUGGGAGAUCUCUACAGGGAGAACACUAGUAAAAUAUACAGGUGAGUAGAUGUUGACCAAUAUAAUAGAUAUGUAUAUAUUUCUCUCACGUACUCUUAGCCAUGAUCCCAUCCUCCAUUACAUCUAGUUAAAUGUAAUGGCCUUCCUGGGUGUAUCAUGAGGAAAAAUGUAAAUUGAAAGUUCUGUACAAAGUCUGCAAAGUGGCAUAUAAACCAGACAUUUUCCCUUGAAAUUUUAAACAAAUAUUCGUCAUAAGGAAAUAACCUCAUGAUCUCAUGACCUAGGAGAAAAUCAGGUUAACUCUGCAGUCAUGUCCAAAAUCAUACUUGUGUGUUUGCACAACUCUUACUUUAAAUCACUUGGGGUUUAUUUAAGAGAAAUCCUUGGGGUUCACACAUUGAUUCGUUUCCUACUAAUACUGCUUGAUAUACAAAUGAUGUUACUUCUUUUUUCUAUCUUGCUGAGCUGGAAACAAACUACAUCAACAUGUAAGCUUGCAAUUUUCUGCUCAAUGCUUUCUCUAAUACUUCCAGUGUGAGAUGCUACUGCAGUAACAGCUCCCUCAGAAAUCAGGAAAUUGUAUGAAUUAACUUCUCUGGAAGAACUCCUUUUCUGUAGAGGCAUAUUUUGUUAUACAAAUUUCCAAGUUUCUAACAUGCUAAACCAGCAGGGUGCAGUCAAGUCUUGGCAUACCUCCACUGUCAGAGACACUCUGCCUCUAAAUGUCAAUUGCUGGAAUCACAAGUGAGGAGAGAGCUGUUGCACUAGGGUCUUGCUUGCAGGCUUCCCAUGGGCAUCUGGUUGGCCACAGUGAGAACAGAAUACUGUACUAGAUGGUCUGAUCUAGCAGGGCUCUUUCUCCAGUCUUAAAUAAUGUAUGUUAUGUUCUUCCUUUACAAAGAAAUAAGGGCACUAUGGGGGGGCCCAUAGUAUGCAUCCUCAGCUGUAGUUGGAAAGCAGUACAUUACCUUGAUUUAACAUUUGUGGUUGGUUAUUUUCUCACUAGAUGGACUCUACCAAUCCAACUAGUGCACUACUGGGGUUUUUUCUGAGAGAUGAUUUUCUGUUGCUCUUGUAUGCUUGUGAGCAGCAGCUGUUUUGGUUCAUGUGAAUGGCACAUGUUUUAAUAAUGCUUUCAGUCAUUUUAUGUUAUUAGUGUCUUUGAGAUUUUUGGAAUAAAUAUUUUUUCUACAUAGGCAUCAUUUAUUAGAAUCUAAUGCAUGGGACUUUAAAUAUGUCUCUAUAUAUCAAAACGUCAGGCUUUGCAAUAAUUUCUACCAUGGAUAAUUUCACAUUGAAUUCUGGGUAGUAUAUUUUCACAUGUCUAUCCCUAUUAGAAGCAUUGAAAUUAAUUUGCUUAUAGGCAAUCCAGGAAGUAGAUAAGUGUCAGUAAGUUUAAAGGCUCUUGAGAAUACUUGUCUCAAAACUGGUGUACCAGCUAAUGAACAUAAAUAGUUCGUAUAGAUACUGAGAACUAAAGACUUGCUACAUUACACUGGAGUAAGAGUUUGGCAUUUAAGACAAGGGUACUAACCUGUGGCUUCCCAAUGUUGGACUCCAACUCCCAUCAGCCUGAGGCAGCAUGACCUAGAGUUGCAGUACAGCACCAUCUGGAAGGCCAUACAUUAGCCACCCCUUCUUUAAGAUUGCAUCAAGUGUGUUGUGUGUCAGUGUAGUUUUUGUGAGAGAGAGAGAAAGAAAAAGAAGGAUGUACAUAAGCCUUGUAAUACUAAUACUCUGUUUUCUGUUGUGGAGAUUGCAACCAAUUUAGUUGACUGUUUCACUGCUAUGUUAAAGUUUAAGUCAUUGUCUAGAGCUGGGUUGCUGGUCUGUUACUCUCUCAGUUCUGCCAUUAAGUUCAGGCAUGAAAUCUCUUCUCCUACCCCACAUGUUUUAUGAUGAAUAUUCAUACACUUCAUGGUCUCCUAUACUUCUAGGAGAAAAUGGUUUUUCUUCAGUAUUUUUCUUUCUUAAUAACAGUGACUCAUGUCCAGUUUCCAACCUUUUAAACUACCCAAUUAUUUUUUUUUUGCCCUGCCCAGUAGUAGGUGAUAACCAUUUUUGGUGGGGGGUUUUUUAAACUAUAUGUUAGCAAUAGCCCAUAUACUACAGCAGACGUAGUUUAAUUCUGCUCCCAAUUAUAUUAUAUUUUAAAGAGUACUCCACAAAAAGGAAGACUGUCAACUUAAAAGGAAACUUGUAAAUUGUAUCUCUGAUGUUUAUUUUAUUAUAUUCUUCUCGUUGCUUGUGAUAAUUAUUUUAAAGGGAUAUCACUUCCUCCUUUCAUGAGCAGCACCAGCAACAAAAGUGUGGAUUACCACACCUAAUUCAUGCUGGCAGUAUCACCAAAGUGGUAUUAGCUUCAGGAAUUGGCUACCACAAGACAUGGUGGUACUAAGAUAGUUUCAAAAGGACAAAUACAUGGAGCUUAGGUUUAUCAAUUAUUAUUUGCUGCAAUAGCUAAAUAGAAACUUGGAAGUCCAGAAUAGUAAAUAUUAGAAUACCAGUCAUGGAAAAGAGAUGGGGAAAUGCUUCUGCGCCAUGUUGAAAAGCUUCUUGGAGGCCUCUGACCAUUUUUGGUAAUGGGUACUAUGUGGAUAAUGGUAUGAUCAUGAAGGACUCGAUAAAAUAGAGGGUGCAUUUUAUAAAAAUGCAGUAUUUUGAAACUGCAAGUCAUCUCUGAUAUGACAUCUCUGACAUUGCAAAUUCUGGUCUGUUCCUGCGAUCCUCAGGUUUCCAUAAAUACAGUUAAAACAUCUGUGACAGUAAAACUGGAGUAUUCUUUUCACAUAGAACUAUCUAAUAUAUGGCUUCCAUUAACUUCCAUCCACCAAAAUUGUAGAGACAGAUUUAUCAUUAAAUAUUUGUAGUCAUGUCAAAGAUAGAGCUCAACCUAAAUCCCAAGGAAGGGGGGGGGGGAGUUCUACUCAUUUCAUUUGAAAACUUUUACUCCAUCCCUAAAAGACAAGAUGAAUACUCUUUCAGAUAUAACAUUUUUUUUCAUUUCCAACUGGGAAUAAUUUUUUUUAUAUCAUAAAUAAUGUAUUUUAGGUUUGAACAGAUUCCUUUUCUGCCAACGUGGAAAUAAAGGUGGAUAGCUGAGAUUUAGAAGACAGAGAAAAUGUGGUAUAGGUGGGAUCUGCAAUAAAAUAUUUUAGCAUUGGACUGGGUGUUUUUGAGGGGGUGGUCCCCGCCUAGGAUUUAAGGUUUUUGUACUUCCCCGCCUAGUAUUUAAGGUUUUUGUACUCUGCAAACUUCGAAGUUUUUUGAGCCUGCUGAUAAUCUCCUGCUUGUGUAUGUGAUACCGUUUUGGCUACAUAAAUACCAUCACUUGGAGAAUUGAGAUCUCUUUAAAUAUAUGUGAUAAUAGAUCGCAAACAAGUCCUUGCCCUCUUGGAGGUAAAGUUUCUUUAGUGGCACUUUUCAAGACAGAGACAGCUGUUUGGAUUAAAGAUACAUCAGUGUCUGCUAAGAUCCCAGCAAACCUUUUGUAAUAUCCUGAAAACAGUCUUGCUACUCAUAAAUUGACUAAUGGUCUCUCUUACUUUCUUUACUGCAACUAGUUGGUUCAACCUAUUCUUUUCCUCAUCUGAAAUUUUAGGAAUCUGGACGUUAGAAAGAAAGAACUCUUUUUCUUGGGGUGAGUCAGACCUGUGUAACUAUGAAUAGUAUUUAACCAGUUCUGCCAUAAUUAGAUUAAUUUCCAUUUCUACCCUGCCCCAGUACAACAAAAUAAAUUUGAAACUAAAAAUAAUAUAAAAGUGCCCUGCUCAUGCUUAUCCCUGGCAAUGAGAGCUCAUCUAAACAAAUUUACUGUGAAAUAUUUAACUCUACCAGGCAUUCAUUAAGGGCAGUCCCACAUAGAGCGCAUCACAGUAGUCUAGCCUCAAGCUUAUGAAUACGUGACAGUUGCUAGGUCUUGAUCUGAUAAAAACAGAAACACCUCAAAACUCAACCUACCUUUCCCAGUUUUCAGGUAAAAAUCUUCAGGCUCACAAGGCCAGCCUCAAACACUUGAUAUCCAGGUAUGCCUGGAGCUGUAGAGCAAAGACUAUCAGUAACCUUUCCAAAAGUGUAUCAAAGCUAUGUCCAACAUAUUCCCGCCCACUGUUUAAAUAGGAACGAAACAAUGGCAGACACUGCCCUAUCUAGAUGGGAGAAAAAUACUGCCCAGCAAGGAAACCCAGCUUCUCCCAGUUUUGUUGGAUUAGUCAUAAGGCCCUUACAUCCCUGAAGACUCUUAUGUUUGUGUAUUAGAUACUCAGUCUUCAAAACAGGCACUAGAUGUAUCUUUCUCGAAGUAGAGGCAGCCCAUGUUCCCUCAUCACCAGAAAUAGCUUUGGAUGAUAUUCUGUAGGUAUUAUGGCAAGCGGGGAGGAAUUACUUGCCACAGGCUUUAGCAGAUCUUCUGUACCAAGAUCUGUCAGCUUUGUUGCAAGUAAAAUACCAUCUAACACUCUUAAUCAUCUUGCACUUCACUUCAUCUCCUUUGAGCCCAAUGUAAAGUUGUGACUUGUGCCAACGAAGUAGUGAAGAUGACCCUUGGAAGCAACUGUUUUAGAGGUUGACAUCCACCUCCUGUUCCAUUAGUUAGCAAGGUCAUCAACAGAGCAGAGUAUUCUGAAAUCCAGUCAACUCUGAAACUACAGAGCCAGGCCAGACUGGCUCAUUGCUCCAUUAGCAAUUUUGCUUAGAGUUGUCUUGAGAAACAUACCCAUUCUAACUAAUUUUCACGUUAUUCAUUUCUUUAGAAAUGAAUAUUCAAAACCACAAUUUUCUGCUGAUGCCAGGCUGCAAAUUCCUGUCUAGCUUGGAUUGUUGCUGUGGAAGUAGUGCUUCCCUUAACCUCUAGGAUGCUGCUACACGAGGCCUUGAGUGUGAAGUUUACGUGCUUCAUUUACUUUCCUGUAGUGGGCAUUCACUCAGUCAUCCAAACCAGUUAUUUUCCCUGCGGUUUUUGCAUCUUUUCUCAGACCACAAAGACCAGAAGAGCAGCACAAUCUCUGCAAAGAGGUUUCCUUUCAUGCCAUUCUUCCAUCUUUUUAUUUAAAAGCUAGGGGUUUAUGUGGGCUGUGACUUACUGGGAAAGCGAACCAAUUGCAAUUCAGCACACAUCGGCUUUAAUGAUGGGUACCAUUUUAUGAUCUCAUUUGUUUUUCUUGAGCGGGUGGUAAUUUUAUCUUGUUAAUUAGUACAAAACUCCUUUCCAGCUAGUUCUUUUAAAUGAAAAAAGCAUGACACCAUAAUGGUAAGGUUUUUUUUAAUGAGGUUUUUUUAAUAAAAAAAAUGAAUGGACAAGUAGUAAUGGCUGAAUGCUGUGCCACCAUAGGUAUGUCAUGUCCACUUGUGUUGGCAGAACAUAGCAAGAUGUACAUGUAGAGAAAGUGCAGUACUUCUGAUAGUGUGGAAGUCUGUCGCAAUUCCGUAUGUAGCUUACAGCAGUGAUUGGAUAGUGCUGGGUUGCAACCUCUUUAUAAACAGUAGAAAACACAACAUGUUUGUAUUCACCUGAAAAUCUGUUUUUCUUACAUAAUGUUAAACUUUAAACGAUAAAAUAUUAUUGAAAUGCCUGAAGGCUUAAUUUAAAACAGGAGUAUGGAACCUCAGACUUGGGGGCUGAAUGUUGUCCUGGCUGCUCUAGGGGACUCUUCUUAGGCCAUAACCUUCAACUGCCCCCUUCUUGGCUUUUGUCUGACUGCAAAGAGUCUUUGAACUGUGAUAUUGCAUCUUCAUGGUCUGGACGGAGAGGUAGGGGUGGUGGGUGGGUGUGUAGAAACCUCUGACAGCUGUGUGUCUGGGAUAUAUUUUGCUAUACAAAGAUAAGUGUCACAUCCUUCAACCUGCCCACUUUUGCCUCUGGUUCCAUCUACCACUAACUUGUGGCUCCCAGCCUUUUGCCCUUAAGGGAAUGUCGUCCUUGAACUAUAAAAGGUUUCUAAUCGAAUCUAAUAACUUAAUCUGAAUUCCAGAAUAGUGUGAUAUAAAUGGUUCUCGGUUGGCAAGACUUGAGUUCAAAUUGCCAUUCAACAAUGAAGAUUUCUGAGAGAAUUGCUUUCUUAGUCUAACCCGCUUUGAAAAGUUGUAAAGAAAAAAGUGGAAUAUUCCUUAGAUGGGAUCCAGAGGGUAGUGGCCAACUAACUUGAACUCAAAACACACCCAGUGAAAUCAAUGGACUUGAGUAACUGAUGUCUGAAUAAUUUCAAUGUGUUUAUUUCAAGUCAUGCUUAAAGGUAGACCCAUUGAAAUUGGUGGACAUCAGGUAAUCGUGUCUAUUGAUUUCAUUGAAUCUGCCCUGAGGGUGACUUGAUUGGAUCCAACCCAGAUGUACAUUUACCUAGAGCAGGGAUUACCAAACUGUGGUACCUUUUUUCCUGCCCAAUUUUGAUGGUGACCAUUGUGAAAUGCAAUAAUCAUAGGAGGCAUAAGACACUCAAAUAUCAUCUACAUCAGGAGUGGCCAACUCUCAAGAGACUGCAAUCUACUUUCAUAAUUAAAAACUGGCAGUGAUCUACCUCUGUUUUUGUGGGGUUCAGUUCAAAGUUGUUGAGCUUUUCUGAGGAAGGGAACCCCGUUUGGGGGGGGGUUCAGCUCAAAGUUGUUGAACUUUUUUUAGGGAGAAGAAAAGAUUUGGGGGGAGUUCCAUUUGGGGGGUGUUGAAGGCAAGGGACAAAGGGGUAAAGUCACUCACAAAAAGAUUGCUGUGGAUCAAAACAGCAGCACAGAGAAAGCUUCGUCUUCCCUUCCAGAGAUCAUACAACAAUGGAGGGCGGGGCGUGGGGGCGUGGCAGGAGUCAGUUUUAGCAACGCUAAGGAAAGAGAGCCAGAGAUCGACCGCAAUCUACCAAAACCUCAUGGGGAUCUACCAGUAGAUUGCGAUCGACCUGUUGGACAUCCCUGAUCUACAUUAAUGCAAUUCUCUUAGAUGGAAAAGCCUUUGUAAAAACAAAAUAUUUUUAUUGUAAUUAAACUUCUCCUGUGCUUUGAACAUUCAAGCACCAUAUUUUCUUUUGCUAACAGAAUCUUUUGGCGCAUUUAACUAGCUAAGGGAUCAAUCUUUUGGCAUUUUUUUCUGUUCCCUGCUGAAAUCUCCUCCUUCUAACAUUUACUCUUACAAACCUGCACCUUGGUCUCUUCACUGUGGUUGGGCUGCUAUGAAAUGUCACUUUGCUCAUUUUGGUCAGGUAUACAAUCUUUCCAGUAUUGAGUUCAGGGAAAUCCAGGUCUGUCAAUUUGUAGGGAAAGGUGGUUUAUACAGUGCUGAUUGGCUAGAACCUGUGACUUUGCAAAUCCACCUCUUCUCUCAAGAGCAGUUUUUCAACUGGGGGGGGGGAGGUUUGAUAAGAUGCCAAAGUAGCUUAUGUAUGUAUAAACCUUCAAGCGGUAUUUUCAAUAGUCAAAAAAAACCCAAAUUUAUCUGAAAAUGCAGGAUGAGGACCAAAAGUGAAGCUUAAUUAGCAAUCAGCUUGAAAGCAAAGUAUAUCUUUGUUUGUAGUGGAAAGAUGGGGGUGAGAGAAGCUGGACUCAGCCUGAACCCCCGAAAGUAAAAUAUAUAUUUUCUUUAGAUGUGUCUGUAUAUGCCGUUAGUGUUGGUUUUAGCUUUCUUUCCAAGUGUGUAACAAUUAUCUUCUAGCUUCCUUUUAGUUUUUCAGUUUCACAUUGAAUUUUGAGAAUUACAAGUGUAAUCUUGUUCUCCUUGCCCUACAUUCUAUAGCUGAGAUUUGACUAACAAAGUUCUUUACUUCGGCCAUUGUGGGGGGGGGGGGUUAGAUGGGGGGACUGGUAUACUAUUAUUAUUUUUUAAAGAAAGUUAUAUAUAAUGUGUCAUUAUACUAACAGAAAUUUUACUAGAAAAGGUGAAGGAGAAAUCUGCACCAUACUUGUGACUGUUCUUGAAAUCUGCACCAUACUUGAUGCAAUUUCCAAGCUGUGACUGCUUGCAGUGGGAGGAAAUUGUGACUGUUCUUGAUUCCCUUCCAUUUCCUCCAAAGGGAAGAAGCUAUGCAAGGUCCCAGGCUGGUGUAGUUUCUGGCUCCUUUUUGAGAUAUUUUGGGGAAAUGAGGGAAGCUUGGGAUCCUGUGUGCCCUCAACUGCCCCAGCAUGCUCCUAGUCAGCCAGUGGAGCAGCCAUGAUGCUUGGAAACUCCAACUCUGUCCAGAGAUCACCUCUAGCCACAUGACGAGAGAGGUCGGUAUUACAGGGGCCAUAGGAUUACACCAUGAAAGUAUUGUUUAAUGUAAACUAUUCAGAUGUUUAAUUAGGCAAGAAUUGGUUCCUUAUAAAGUAAUAUCGAAGGCUAAAACUUCCUUAUAAUGUAAUUUAAUCUAACCAGUAAUUUAGCCCUAAUUUCGCCUCAUAUCCUUUCAGUGAUCAUAGUGAAGUCAAUGCAGUAGCUGCUGUUCUAGUCUAAACUUCUCAGAUUUAUUGGGUUUGGUUAUGGAUAAAUCAUUACCUAGUAAUGACACAGGUGAAAAACCAUUAAGAUGUGCCUAUCAGAUACUGAUGCAUCUUGUUGGUUUUUAGAAUUCUUUCUAGGAGGAUUUAUUGGUGGUCAUCUAUAGCUGCAGUUAGUUACCUUAUUCCUUUCUGGAAUGACAGGUUGACCUAUUGCUCUCUCUAGUAUAAGGCACUGAGAAGCACAGUUGGCAAAAGAUGUGCAGCCAUAAUCAGAGUGAAGUUUUAUGCAGUAGUGGUGCCAAAGAAUACUUUCCUCGGCUAUUGCUGUACGGCAACUUGUCAUAGAGCUGUUCAAGUUGGUGUAAGAGGUCCUGACAUGGAUUAUCCUGCCCAGAGAAGGAAACAUGCACAGACUGCUGUGGCAUGCUAAAUAUAAAAUUGAACCUGUAAUGGUGCCACAGAGUAGAAGCUCAACUGGAAUCAUCGUUGGCAACCUCUUGCCGCAAAUGCUCAGAUUACUUCCGGCCAGUUUAUUCCUCUUCCAUGAUAUUCUGUGAACUUCAUAUACCAUAUUUUUCGCUCCAUUGGACGCAGUUUUUCCCCUCCAAAAAUUGAGGGGAAAUGUGUGUGUGUCCUAUGGAGCGAAUGCAGGCUUGUGCUUCUUUAGCUCCACGCAGCCUCUCCCGGCUGGGAGAGGUUGUGCGCAGCCUGUACGCUGCUGUUUGGGGCGGGGGGGGGGGGAGAUUUUUUUUAUUGAUUUCCCCGUCUAAAAACUAGGUGCGCCCUAUGGUCCGGUGCGCCCUAUGGUGCGAAAAAUACGGUAAUCUAAGCCCUUGCUCAGCAUACUUGCUGAAAACCGCAUGGAAAAGGCUGAUGUGAUUCUUCUGUUAAAGGUGGAUGAGCUGGAUCAGUUUUUAAAAAAAUGUUAUUUUUAAAGCUCAUUGCACUUGAGGAAAAUUACAACCUCUUUCAACGAGAUGACCAUAGGUUCUCUUAAAAAAUCUUUCUUGAUGUGCGAAUCCUAACAGGAACUGGUUAUUCCUACAUUUUUGCCUUUAAACUGGGAAGGUGAUUGAAUUGAUACUUGCACCAUUACUGUCUGCUUUCUGGGAUGAAUAAGAAACAGUUUUCUUAAACUCUGUUCUGUCUGGCUUUCAGCAUGGGCUCAGGACAAAGACUCACAUAAUAGCCCUGGUAGCCAAUCAUUUCUUAACAUGGGCAAGGAAGUAACACUAGAGUUGUUCCUAUUAGAUAUCUCAUUUACCUUUGAGAUUACAGAUAAUAAAAUUUUGUUCCCUUUGGGGCUUUGUAAAUGUAGUGGUCCGGCCUGGUUCGAUUUGUUUGUGGAUGUAAAUUUUGAGAUUGCAGAUAGGGAAGUUUGUGUUAACACUGUAGAAGCUGGCUUGUAGAGUGCCACAAUUCCAUUCUAUCUCUGCAAUUGUUUAAUACUGUACUUGUAAGAGGCUGUUGGGACACAUCAACAUAGGAAGAUAGCUCCUAUAGGAGAAAGAAAACUGUGAUCCUGACCCUCUUCACCCUUGUGGAAUAUCAUUGGGAUAAAAUAAGUCUAAUGUGUAAGCCCUACACAAAUCAGAGUGGAGUCUCUAAGACGGUUGGAUGGUGCCUCCCGGCAGCUCCUGCAGCCAAGCUGGUGCUGCUAAUACAGCGGUUUGACUUCAUCCCCAGAUGUGUACUCCAUUGUCUUCCAAGAAGGACAAAUGCCAACAAAAGAGUCCAUUAACAAGAUCAUACAUAACUCUUUGAAUGAGGCGUGAUCAGGAUGGUGGUACCCUUCUAUUUUUUCUUACUCAUUUAAUUGAGUGGCCUCAGUAAUGGUUAUUGUGCCUUUGGUUAAUUGGAAGAGAACACAUAGUCUGAAAACUGAAUCCAGACAAGCUUGAGGGGUAGUGGCUAAUAUUCCCUGAGUUUUGGGAAGGAGGGAAGUGUCUAUUGAUGGAUGUGAUCUAUCCCUCUUUAAUAAUCAAUGGAAAGUCUGAGAAGAGUUAUGCAUAAAACAAACGAAUCUUGUGGCAUAAGCUUUCGUAGGCAAAAUAAUAAGAAUAUGCCAUAUUGAUUUGUUAGUCUUUAAUAUGCCACAAGACUUCACUUCUGCUGCAACAGAUUAACUCAGUAACCCUUCUGGAAAAAGAUAAUCAGGUAUCAGUUGAGGCCCAGAGAGUAUGCUGCCACUUGGCAUCAUCUGCUCUGUCAACUGUUUCCUUAGCAACCAUCAAUCUUUUUUCUGCAGCCUCCAUGUUUGAUUACUGCAAUGCGCUCUACAUGGGUAGCUCUUUUAAGAGCAUUCAGAAGCUUCAGUUGUGCAAAAUGUUGCAAAUUGUUUUCUGUUACAAAUAGAAUAGGGGAAACAUGGGCACUAAUCAACUGUGCUGCCUUAUAGCUUCCAGCUACAAUUCAAAGUUUUGAACUCCUAAAUGGCCUAAUCCUUUUAGGUGUAUUCCCCUACUUUUGAGUCAGCCCUGAUUAUCCUGCUCCCAUUAAUUGGGAAUAGAGUACUUUUCUAUGUAGAACUAGAGCUGUGGAAGACUCAAAAGAUCUGUGUCACUUUGUGCAGGCUUUUCUAAAGGCAAACAAAGAAUGUUUAUUUUAUGAAGCCUCUUGCUGAAUUUACUAAUAAAUAUUCUGUUGAUUCUUAGAGGAAUAUUUGAUUAUUUUAUUGUCUUUUUUCUGAUAUUUGCUGAUGUUCAUUUCACCCAUUGCCAGUCAAAUAUGCAUUAUAUACAGGUCCUGCUAUCCGAACACAAUGCAUUCUCAGGAAAUCAUUUGUUAGGCAAGUGUUUGCAUAUAAAGUCAACACUUUCCAUUGAUUUCCUAUGGGAAAGUUUCUAAUGCAUGCCUAAUCAAGGAAUUUAAACCUCAAAAUUAUGGGGGGGGGGAAACAGGAAAACCCUCUGAAACCUUGCAAAAGGCAAACAAGGAAGGAUAAAAUGCUCCAUUACAGUGGUGCCUCGCAAGACGAAAUUAAUCCGUUCCGCGAGAGUCUUCGUCUAGCGGUUUUUUCGUCUUGCGAAGCAACCCUAUUAGCGGCUUAACGGAUUAGCACUAUUAGCGGUUUAGCGGCUAUUAAAGGCUUAAAGGCUUAGCGGAUUAGCUGCUAAAAGGCUAUUAAAGGCUAUUAAAGGCUUAGCAGAUUAGAUAAAGGGGGGGGAAAGCGAAAAAAAAAUCUCUAGACUCGCAAGACAUUUUCGUCUUGCGAAGCAAGCCCAUAGGGAAAUUCGUCCUGCGAAGCAACUCAAAAACGGAAAACCCUUUCGUCUAGCGGGUUUUCCGUCUUGCGAGGCAUUCGUCUUGCGGGGCACCACUGUAUUUGUCCGAUAUGGCCUCCUUUCGCCUCUCCCUCCCAUGGUUUCUAGCAAAAUGGCUGCCACAGACCAGCAAAACACAGAAGAGUAAGGCUUGUUUAAGGCUGCUAUAUGUUUACAGUAUUACACAAACAUCUGAAUCUGUGGUGUACAUAGCGAGGUUUGGAUGCUAGUUUCUCGUGUUUGAAUAAGUGAAUUUUGGUAUGAUGAGCAUUUGGAUAGCAGGAUCUGCCGGUUUCCUUUAAUAUGCAUUUUGAUACUGAAUAUUUAUGUUGCAAUACCUGCAGGAGCUGGUUUGAGUGGACGCCAAGUUCAUAGGACACAAGCUGUCUUCAACCACACAGAAGACUAUGUGCUGCUUCCUGAUGAAAGGACCAUUAGCCUCUGCUGCUGGGAUUCACGAACAGCUGAACGAAGGAAUCUUCUUUCCUUGGGGCAUAACAGUAUAGUUCGUUGCAUUGUCCACUCUCCUACCAACCCUGGCUUCAUGACUUGCAGUGACGACUAUAGAGCUCGAUUUUGGUACCGAAGGUCAACCACGGACUGAAGCUGCAACUGCGAAAAAGUUGACUGAAUUUUAUGCCUUUUUUCUUUUUAAAAAUUUUGCUUUUACCAUUUCUGAAUUUAUGUAUUUGGAUUGAAUUCUCUGCUCUAGAAAUAACAUCACUCCCUACUUGAAAGGACAGUUUUUAAAGUUGGGUCCAUAGUUGAAAACAGCCAAGAUAGCUGAAAAUAUUUUUCUUCACUUAAUUGUACAUGUUUGGCAGGACAGGUUGCCCAUGUUCGGUAGCAAAACUUGGCCUCCUGUUUUUUUAAACCCCUUAACACUCUUUGCUCUAUUUCAUUUGAUGUACAUGUAUUGCUGUAUGUUGUGUGUGCUUUUUCCAGUUCUCUGGUGGCCUUUUUUUCUUAUUUGUAGAUGAUGUAGAUACUUAAAAGUUCUCUUAUUAAACUCAUUCUUAGAAAGGUGUAUCUAAUUUUUCUCAUAAUUGGCUAUUACCCUACUUUUGAAGCCGCCUAGUUUGGUGGAAAUCACUGAAUCUUGUAAUGAAUUCUGUGUUUUAACUAUGUACUGUGAAAACAAGUAUUUAAUUUUGUUCUCAAUCUCUCACCAUUAAGCUUAAUUAGAUAGCCUUAGCUUCAAAUAAGAGGGAGGAAACCUCUAUAUUAACUUUGUCCACACCAUGCAUAAUUUGAACAGACCUCUAUUAUGUGGUGUCCCACCUUUACCAUUUUUCUAACUGAAAAGCUUCAAACUAACAUUUCCUCAUAGAUAUGAUGCUCCAGCCCCUUGAAAGGGUCAUUUUUGAGGUGCGACACCCAGAACUAGACACUUGUCUUCCAAGUGUGGUCACACCAUAUAUUAGUAUAAAGCCACUAUGUCCUGAGAGCUAUUUACUGUAGAAUUGUAAUCCCUCUUUCGGUCACCUCCGUGAUCGGUUCUUCUAAAGCAUAGAGCUCUAUGGUACCUAGAAAUCACUGGAACAUUCAUUUAGCCAAUCUGUUUAAAGUUACAUCAAAACUUUCACACAGUGCAUAGUCAGAAUAUGGAAUUCGUGUGUACCGGAAGCAGUGAUGGACACCAACUAGGAUGGCUUUAAAAGAGGAUUACACAAACUCAUGAAGGUAAAGGCUAUCAGUGGCAAUGAUGACUGUGUUUUGCCUCCAUGAUUUUGGGCGCAAUAUUCAUCUGAAUACCAGUUGUGGAACACUUCAGGAGGGGGAAGUGUGGCAUCUGGUUGGCCACUGUGAGAAAAGGAUCUGGGUUACCUGGGGCCAUUGACCUGUCUAGCAGGUUCUUAUGAGGUUCUUUGAUCCAGAUACAUUUGUUAGGUAAAGUUUUGUAGUGUCAUAGUCCAGUUUUUGUUGGGUCUCUAAAGGACAUAUCAAACAGUCUGGGAGUGACCCCUAAGAAGUCCCUGAUGGUAAUGUUUUCCCAAUUACUAGUUCCUUCGUUAUGACAAUCUCUUCUCCGUACACACGUGUGAAGUUUAGAGCUAAUUUCCACAUGAAAGCUUUAUGAGAAUAGCAUGGGAGAUGAGAUGUUACUUAGUUGUUAUUAAUGCCUAUCAGAUUGGCCAGAGACAUUCCUGCUUAACCACAGAUUGAAUUAAAUAUAACUUUUUUGUAAUACAUGUCUAAGGAACACAUGAUAAGUGACAAGUCAUUGGUUCAUUUUUUUCAUUUAUAAUGCAUAUGCUGUUCUAGCGUUCAGUUUCUUAGCCUUCUCAAGUUUUCCUUUUUAGGCUCUUUUGGCUAACUACUUUAAAGCACCAAAAUAGUCUUACUCCUAAGAAGAAGUGAAACCUUUGUUGCACUACAUAAACAAUACAAAAAACCAAAACCCAUGUUGCUUUUUACACAUCUCAUUUAGCUUGUGCUCUGUUUUAGAUGUCUUCCUUGAUAGUUCUCAAUUUCAAAACAGUCUUGGAUCCCAACUUUUAGAUUACUGAGAUUCAUUUUCUCUAGGAAAAUGUCAGCCAGCAUGUCCAGUUUAAAAGGAGAGCAGUAUUUUCAUUGAGUGACUGAUUAUAUGCCUAGCAAUGUAUAAAAGGGUUUUUUAUUGU